AUGAUGGCCGUUAAUAUCAUUAUCAGCAAGCUGUGUACCACCGUCUCGCAAGUCCUCUCGGAGGAUAUCUGUGGGCCGGUGGACACCUCGCUUCUCUUCUCAUUACUUGAGCGAGGCGAACAUGUCGAUCGGCAUUAUGGGCCGCCAGAUAUUUGGCUCCCACGCAAGGCUUUCCUGCCCACCGAAGAGACCAUCAUUAUAUACCCUGACCAAGAAAUUAUUAAUGAGAUGAUUGCGGAAACUUGCCAGUCGAUCCCGUUUGCCAUGGGCGAUGUCGACACUUUCGGACAGUCUACCCCUGGUGCCCACCCGGGAGCAACGGGCAUCAAGGCCGUCCAAGGGUUCGCCGUCCUGUGGCCGCUGUUCAACGUUUCGAAGAAUAAGUACGCGAUAGCUGCACAGAAGCCGCAGGCGCAUGAGGUGCUGCGGCAGAUUGCGUUGAGGCAUGGGGUUCGACUGGGGAUGGGGUUGAGCGCAGAGGCGGUGCCGCUUGACCGGGUAUUUAGCCCUCGCAUUUCCGAGGGGUCUUGGUCUGCGGUGAGUUGA
Penicillium argentinense is the source of this 546-nucleotide messenger RNA. RefSeq lists its product as uncharacterized. The transcript is spliced from 2 exons. The record is from RefSeq and is a predicted model, not a curated record. Bases 1 to 546 code for a protein of 181 amino acids. NCBI's taxonomy places the organism in Eukaryota, Fungi, Ascomycota, Eurotiomycetes, Eurotiales, Aspergillaceae.